Dictyostelium purpureum is the source of this 276-nucleotide messenger RNA. RefSeq lists its product as uncharacterized. The record is from RefSeq and is a predicted model, not a curated record. The transcript has 2 exons. Lineage: Eukaryota; Evosea; Eumycetozoa; Dictyosteliales; Dictyosteliaceae. Bases 1 to 276 code for a protein of 91 amino acids.
AUGAAAUUGACCAACGAAAUCUUAUUAAAGAAUAAAUCUUUUGGUGAUUCCCCUCGUUCAUCUGGUUCACAAUCUGCUUCAAGUGCCUCUGCCAUUGGGGAAAACGAUCAAGUAUUAAAAGUAAAAUACAUUUUAUUAGCAAAGAAAUUAUUUAAAAAAGAAGAGGAGAAGAGAGAACUUUUAGAACAAUUAGAAUUAACUCAAGAAGGUCUUCAAUCCGAAAAUCACAAUACAAAAUCAGAGAUUAUAAUUUUUCAAGAUAAAUUCAAUAAGUAA